Ostrea edulis (European flat oyster) is the source of this 4571-nucleotide messenger RNA. RefSeq names its product E3 ubiquitin-protein ligase TRIM71-like. Bases 300 to 2303 code for a protein of 667 amino acids. Gene Ontology annotation, molecular function: zinc ion binding; ubiquitin protein ligase activity; translation repressor activity. The record is from RefSeq and is a predicted model, not a curated record. Gene Ontology annotation, biological process: negative regulation of translation; proteasome-mediated ubiquitin-dependent protein catabolic process; protein polyubiquitination. The transcript has 3 exons. Lineage: Eukaryota; Metazoa; Mollusca; Bivalvia; Ostreida; Ostreidae.
UACCCGGAGACACAUGCGCAGUUUAUAAAGAUUCCCGAGAGGUGGUUUCUUUGUUAACUAUAUUCAAAAUUGCACACAGUUCUAAAGCAUAGCAGUGCCAUUUACAGUUUUAUUGAAGAAAUAGCAGCCAAUGUUUAGUAUAUUAUGGAUAAGGAGGAGGGUAAAGUUUACGGGGAUUACAGAUUGGAGAAGCUGAUAGGACAUGGUACUUAUGGCUACGUGUACAAAGCUAGGAGGAACGGAAAGUCGACCACUACAACAACCUCGACUGUAUUACUAAAGACCAAACCCUCCACAUAAUGAGCACACUAGGACUCAGUACACAGUAUAAAGUACGACAGUGUUCUCAAUGCCAGGAGGACACCGAGUUCUACUGUAACACGUGUAAACAUGAUCUGUGUUUACAGUGUAAAGAGGAACAUGUUGCAGAAAAAAGCACCAAAUAUCAUAGUGUUGUAUUUUAUGUAACUCGUCACACACAGAGAAAUUUUACCACGCAAUGUAAAGUACGACAAUGUUCUCAAUGUCAGGGGGACACUGAGUUUUACUGUAACACAUGUAAACGUGAUCUGUGUUUACAGUGUAAAGAGAAACAUGUUAUUGAUCUACAUACCAAAUACCAUGAUGUUGUAAUUUACCGUGAGAAGUUUAAAUGUGUCCCUUUACGAGAGACCUGUGUCAGACAUACAAACAGAAAAUACAGAAAGUUCUGUGAUCAGUGUAAAUAUUCCGUUUGUAAGCGUUGUAUAGAACAUAGAACACACGCACUGAAAAGUCUUAGAACAACUUAUCGCACAAAGCGACAACAACACAGAGAAAUCAUUCACACUAUCAGAAGUGAUACUAUCUAUAACUGUCGUGUUUUCCUUGCAGGAAUAAAAAAUGAUAUCAAAACCUGUCCCCAACUAAUAUGUUAUCGUCAAUUACAGAUGUCAACAAAAGCCCAGAGAUUGAAAGAUAUGAUUGAUACUGUGGUAUGUAAUGUUAAAACACGAUGCAGAGGUGUAUUGACUGAGAGAAUGCAGAAGAGAAAAAUGAACAGGGAUGUUGUUCACAUAGAGAACUAUGAACAUAGUUAUGAACAAUCAGCAAACAGAGCGGUACAAUUCCUCUUGUUUAUAAAGACCAGUCGUGUCCCCCAAAUAAAGAACAGUCCUAGUCGGUUAUUGAGUGUUAUCACAGAAAUUCAAAUGACAACACAAAAACGACAAAUAGGAAUAAAUGAGUGUGUGAAACGUAUGCCAACACCUAUUAAACACAUGUCUAUUUGUGUGAAAGGUAUUAGUUACGGUGUGUAUCAUAUAUCUCGUGUGAGAGCAGACCGGGUCUGGGUCUGUGAUAGUACCAAUCUCAUAUUGACAGACACAACAGGAGACACUGUACACUGUGUGGCAGAUAGCAUAUCAGGGUAUAGAGGAAUACACACGGUGAAAAGUUCUCAUGAACUGAUUUAUAUAAACAGUGCUGAUACCAUUAAAGUACUGUCUGUAGACAAUAAAACAGACACCGACGUGUUAAAUAAAACAUUAGAAUGGACAACACGUUGUGUGUACUACUCCCCUGCCAUUGGAGAUCUGAUUGUCGGGAUGUGUAAGUCUGGUGCAUAUACAGGCAGGGUAACCCGAUACACCAGUACUGGACAACACAUCCUGACCAUUGAACAUGACAACGAAGGUCACAUGUUAUAUAGUUAUCCGGAUUAUAUCACAGAAAACAAGAACGGUGAUAUCAUUGUGUCUGACUAUGACCGCCGCGCUGUGGUGGUGACAGAGCGCGUUGGGAGACAUCGAUUCUCCUACACAGGACCUCCAUCAGGAUCAUCACUACGACCAUGUGGAAUCUGUACAGACGCACUGUCACACAUACUGGUUUGUGAUUUAAACACACACACAGUACAGAUGAUUGACAAGGACGGUCAGUUCUUGUUUUUGUUACUGACACGACAACAUGGGAUAUACCGACCAUUCAGUCUGGACUAUGAUGAUAAAACUAACCUUUUGUGGGUUGGAUCACAGGGCACCACCACCGUAUCUGUAUAUAGAUAUAUACAGAGAAGGUACUCUCUGACUGAUAAUCAAGAGAGUGCGAACAAGGGAACUAGGGAAGAAUCUGACCCUGAUGAUAAGGAAGCCUUGGAAGAAUCUGACUUUGAUGACGAGGACACAUGGAAGGAAUCGGACCCGGGUGACAUGGACAUCAAGAAGGAAUCAUUGACCAAUUCGCAGCGGUGUACUGUCAUCAUCGUCAUAAUCAUCAUCAUUCAUUUUUUUUCUGGAGUUUUAUUAAUCCUUUUUAAAGGGUAAGGCCCGACUGCCCUGCCCUGCCGAGACCUAAGUUUUUCUUUCUAUAUUUUUUGGUCCUGUGACUGACAACUCAACUGUAUGACAAACGGGAUGAUUUCAGCUUCUCCAUCGUCAACUUCCCAUAUUUAUGCGGUAAUAUUCAAUUAUCACCUGCGUAUGGUGUUUAUAUAUCUCAACUGAUUCGAUACACAAGAGCUUGUUCUGCAUAUAGUCAGUUUUUAGAUCGAGGGAAGCUACUGACAAAGAAGUUGAUGGCACAGGGGUUUCAACAGUCUCGAUUGAAGUAAGGAUUUCGCAAAUUCUAUGGUCGUUAUAACGAAUUAGUUCGUCAAUACAACUUAUCAUUGCGUCUUAUGCUGUCUGACGUGUUUCAUACUGAUUGUUAGGUCGUUUUUGGCACACUGAUUUUGACUGCGGAUAACUCCGUUUACCUGAUCAUGAUAUAGGGCUCACGGCAGGUGUGACCGGUCGACAGGGGAUGCUUACUCCUAGGCACCUGAUCCCACCUCUGUUUUGUCCAGGGGUCCCUGUUUGCCCAACUAUCUAUUUUGUAUUGCUUAUAGGAGUUAUGAGAUUGAUCACUGUUCGUUAUCUUCACCUUUCAUUGAUACCACUCAAUCCCGCAGAUUCUAUAUCUUGUUUCACUAAGUCAUAUCACAACAGAUUUUGUCUGCCUAGAGCUUGAUAUCCAGUGACAUUCAUGGCUUUAUCGUUUCCAUUGAGUGGAAACUGCUAUUUCCCAUGUUCUUGAACCAUGUAGCAACACAGGUAUAAUGUAGGUUGCGUAUAGACGACCCAUAUAAUGUAGUUGUAUGAAUCAAAAGUUGCCAAUACUGUUACAGAAAAUUUAAUUAUCAAUAUUAAAAGUGAAGCUUGUCUUUGAAAUUGUGACAAAACAUAUAUUCCAAACUCUAGUGUGUUGUUAUAUUUAGCAAAACUGGAUAUAUGAACAUCCUUUCAUGCACGGCUGCAACGCAUUCAUGAGGAAUUGACUAUCAUUACAAUUUGUAAAGACAUCAAAGACAAAAAAAAAAAAAAAAACAAAAAACAAAAAAAACAACAACAAACAAAGCGAUACGUUUUUGCUGUUUUGCUGACAAGUCUGUUAGAAUUACAGAAAUGACAAUAUUAUAUUUUAUGUUUUGCAGAUGAGAUACCAUUAUCAUUCCCUUUAAUUACAUCAGCCAAUGGUUUAGAUAUUUAUUUCCUCAUCUAGUGAUGGUGAGCAUUGAGUACAUUUCCUCAUUUAAUGAUGGUGACAUUUAUUACAUUUCCCAUUCCAUUGAAGGCGGACAUUCAUUACAUUUCCUCUAGCAAUGGCAACAUUGGUUACAUUUCCUCAUCUACUAAUGUAGGACGUUCUAAAGGUGACAUUGAUGAUAAAUUUGGUCAUCUAAAGAUGAUGAACAUUGAUUAAAUUUCCUCAUUUUGUGAUGUUGGAUAUAUAUUACAUUUCCUGAUCUAGUGAUGGUGGACAUUGAUUCCUUUUCAUCCCCGGAAUGAAGGAUUAGCGGCAUAUUAUUUUCGACUGUCCGUCUGUCUGUUUCUCUUUGUAUUGUUACGGUUCAGGACUUCACUCAUUAAAUAUACUACUUUAUACCUAUACAACAUUAAACUGACCUGAUAGCAGAUGUAACUUUAGAAUUAUCCAAUUAAAUCCAUAUCGAUUGUUACAAUGUUGUGAUUUUCAUUCAGACUAACUGCUUAUGAUAGAAUAUUAUGAACCCUGAACCCGAUGUUUUAAACUACUUCUAAAGUCAUUUAUAAGCAAAAUAUGAACAAUAGAAACGAACUGCAAUUGAUUUUAUUUAACUUGAUUACUUUGAUUCACAUAUUGUUAUAAAAUAUGUUAUGUUUAUUAUGUUUAUAUUGGUACAACGUUAUUAAGUGAUAUUUACAAAUUUAACUUAGAUAAACGAUGUCGUUAUCAGUUUGAAAUGUUACUACGUCAUAACAACAACCGAUGUAAAUAAAAGACAGCUGUUUGGAGAGAGAAGAUCAGUCAACUGCAGAGAGAGACUCGGUACAUUUCAGAAAUAAGACAGUGGUAGUUACCAAAUAGUACCAAGUUUAAGUUGCAUGUAACCACAUAAUUAUUAAGAGUGACAUAACGUUUUUAUAGUAAUUUACAAGCCUUUUAGUAGUAGGAACGUCCUGGAUUGGUUCGUCACUGUAUACUUAACUAAAUAACGUUGUACCAACCAAACGAGUUACCAUUGUAUGUGUAUAUACAAUUUGACCAAAGGAUCGUCGCAAUAAAUGUUAUAA